AUGGCCUUCUUCAGGAUGUGCUGUGGGGACUUGGCUCCGCCGUCCCCUAGACACGCACACGCCAGAACAACUCCGACUCCUUUAACGGCUGAUCCGUUCUGGAGCCCGAAGUGGUGCCUGUGCUCUGAUCCUGUGGAUGAGGUGCAACACCAAGACAUCUCCAAACCCGAUGUUUGCACAGACCCUGAGGGUAAAGGUACACCACGCAGAAUGGUGACGGCAGGAGACUAUCGAACCGAACAGUCGUAUCACACUGUCAACACUUCAAGGAGCAAGCCCAAGGUGAACACAUGUCAGUCCAGACGAAGCUCAGAGUCGCUAAACGUUUUGGCCAUCUUUGAGCAUGCUGGAGAGUGGUGGUUACCCCAUGAAAGUGCCUCUGUGGAAGACUGUGACCUGCUGCAGGAGUCGUGGCUUGGAAGACUCCCCAGGAAAAGCUACCGGAACAUGAGCACGACGGCCUUGCUGAAGACUGGGAUGAGCGGCUGGGUAAGACGCAGAGUCUCCGGAAGCCGACAUCGCUUUAUGGAAAACGGCUUCGACUUGGACCUGGCCUACGUCACGUCCCGUUUGAUUGCCAUGGGCUUCCCGGGCCGAGGCUCUGGAGCAUGUUUUCGGAAUCCGCACAGCGAGGUGAAGCGCUUUCUCGAAGGUGCCCACAGCGGCCACUUCCGUAUUUACAACCUCUGUGCCGAAAGACACUUUCGGGACAAUGGUUUCCCCAGAGAGACGAAGGCUUUUCCCUCCGCUGAUCACUGCCCACCCGAUUUCGCCGACAUGUUGGAUUUCUGCAGAGAUGUGGAGUCCUGGCUGCAGGCAGACGAGCAGAAUGUAGCGGUUAUCCACUGCAAGGCUGGCAAGGGACGCAGCGGCACCAUGAUCUGCGCACUGUUGUUGUAUUCAGGGGCUGUGACAGCUGCUCGGGAUGCCUUGCGCUGGUUUGGUCGCAUACGAGGCGGCACGCGGGUUGGUGUGACAAUACCUUCGCAGAUUCGAUGGAUUGCCAUGUUCGAGAUCUGGCUUCAGGGCUCCGUUCAACUCACGAGCACACCAGUGAACGCGGAAGCACUCAAGUAUCGACUGAAAGCGCUGCGCAUCGGACCUCUGCGAUCGGCAAUGUUCAGUAGUGGUGGCUGCUUUCUGCAAAUUGGCCUUGGGAGCCGCAAAGCUCUGGAGGGUUUUAAGUGGGUACAUUGGCACCCGACCUUUCGGGCAGAGUUGUCCCCGAAUGGAGUUUGUGAGUGUCAGCUGGCAGAGAGCCUAUGGUGGACUGAAGCGGACGGCCUCGUGUGCGUUCGAUUGAAGACAUCGAAGUCGUGCUUCGCCGUCACUUCCCGUUCGCACAGCAUUCGGGCCUGGUGGCAUCACUCCUUCUUGCAGCGGAAGAUCAAUCAGGGUGCAGAGGAGCUUGUGCUGGACCUGCCCAAGACGUGCAUCGAUGGCUUACAGCGAGAUGCUGUCGAUCAUGUCGUCGCACCAGCUGAGUUUCGGCUGACCUUAAAUUUUGAAACGGAGGAUUGA
Symbiodinium sp. CCMP2456 is the source of this 1521-nucleotide messenger RNA. Lineage: Eukaryota; Dinophyceae; Suessiales; Symbiodiniaceae. The record is from the annotation of a GenBank genome assembly.